Molecule: messenger RNA, 429 nt
Organism: Anneissia japonica
Lineage: Eukaryota; Metazoa; Echinodermata; Crinoidea; Comatulida; Comatulidae
Exons: 3
Coding region: 59-418 (119 amino acids)
Source: RefSeq, a predicted model, not a curated record
CUUUGCACUUGUCAAUUGAAUAACACCAUUGAUUGCAUAGAGCUGACAUGUGAUAUAAAUGCAGAGUGUGGCGUUUCUGAUGGCCAGUUCGGUUGUUUCUGUCCAUACGGUUUCAUUGGAAAUGGAACGUACUGUGAAGUCGAUCCAUGUAUUCCCAAUCCAUGUAACAAUUCCGGCAGUUGUAUCCCGAACAAUGACCAGGAUGCUGAUCCAUUGUACAUUUGCCAAUGCCCCAGAGGAUUCACGGGAGAGCAUUGUGAAAUCGAAACUCGCUACUGUACCGCUCACGGAGAUCCUCAUUAUUCAACGUUUGAUGGUUUCCGUUACGACUACCAAGGCGAUGGUUCCUUCAUCUUGUCACAAUUUGAGGAAAACUCCACAUAUCUAUUUCAGAUUAUUCAAAAAAAUGAAAAAUUAAGGUCCAAUCCC